AUCGCAUACACCGUUCCUGCCUCCUGCCUGAACUCUAUUUACACAAUACGUUCCCAACCCUCCAAGCCGGAGCUUCCACAGCCUGCAGUCUUAGCACUGGUCAAACCGUGUGUCUGCCCAGCUGGAGUAGAGUUGCGUCACAUUGCUGCAAGGGCAUAACGGCCAGCGAUCCGCGAUCUGGCGCUUGUAUUAUAGAUAUGCAACCUAGUGUGCAGGCUGCAACCCCAUCAUGUCGCCUCGUCCAAAAAUAUCUCACGGCAAGUUCGGGCCUACUCUUGAUCGUGUUUACGCCUUCUAUUGACACAUUCUAGAUCGUGAGGGCUCCCUCUUGGAAUGGGGAAUGCACGGGGAACGGGUUAACGAGGGAGGCUCUGCAGUAACGAUUAAUUUCCUAUGGAUCUGCGUGACCCGGCUGGUCUUGACUUCGCCGACGGCUUUUGAUGUUGUUUGCGUUUGCGGCCCUCUUCUCGUUUUCUCCUCUUCCGGGUGCGACAUUGGGUCUCGUCAGCAAGCUAGCGGGCAGUUUCGCAUGGAUUAUGACAUGUGUACUGCGUAUUCCUGUAACAUGGUCUGGCAAUUGUAGGAUCACGGCGAGAUGUCGGACUCGAUAUGAUGGCCCCGCAUCAUGCCCAUUGACAUUGACAGGACGGCGGCGCAGGCUCGCGCUUAGCACCUGGGAAGAAGGCGUUGGGGGACGUAGGGACCAGGGACCAGGGACCGGGGUGAGCAUCGGUCAUGUGUGUGGCUGGAUUGACCUGACGGAAGCAAUUACCGCUGAUGAGACCUCGGAUGGUUGCUUGGUGGUAUCUGCCAAGAACCGCCGCCGCAGGAGCUUCCGCCGGUCACUGCCCUCUUUGGAAUUAGGGCAUGCGGCUCGAUAUUGGAUAAACUCGGUACCGCCACGCAGGCGCUACCGCUGUGCUGUGUGCAUGACGGAUGCAAUCUCAGCAAAUUGCUCCGUACGUGUUUUCCUGGUUUCGCUGGCCCACCAUCCCGGUUUCUCUCUUCAUCUGAUAGUAAAGCUUAUUGUUGGGACGGGAGUGAGGCUCAAUUGGUGUGUGGAGCCGCUUGACCUUUAUCUUUGCACGAAAUGACGAUGAGCCUCUGGGAUUGGGCUCCUUCGCAUUCAGCCACCUGGGGAAGCGAUUGCGGGGGUUGUCAUGUUAAGCCGAGUCCCCCUGUCAACGCCGGCUGUUGGGAAAUUGGGGGGGAGGGAAGGAUAGCCCUAGCAGAAACUGGGGGAAUGCGGGUGGCGGCGAUUGGACCGGCAUACCACAGAGCAUCAGGCUUCGAGAUCAACGGCAGUUCGGAACGCGGGCGCGAGGGGACGGGAGGCGUGGAAGAGGUGGGCCUGGGCCUUCAUGAGGGGAUGGAUGAGAAUGGGAUGAAUUCGAAUUCGUCUGUUCACGACAGCCGGGCAGGCAAACAAACAGGUACCUGGGUACCUACUAUGUGAAUG
Phialemonium atrogriseum is the source of this 1459-nucleotide messenger RNA. RefSeq lists its product as uncharacterized. Lineage: Eukaryota; Fungi; Ascomycota; Sordariomycetes; Cephalothecales; Cephalothecaceae. The transcript has a single exon. Bases 441 to 1094 code for a protein of 217 amino acids. The record is from RefSeq and is a predicted model, not a curated record.